Molecule: messenger RNA, 1670 nt
Organism: Macadamia integrifolia
Lineage: Eukaryota; Viridiplantae; Streptophyta; Magnoliopsida; Proteales; Proteaceae
Product: (S)-2-hydroxy-acid oxidase GLO1-like
Exons: 13
Coding region: 293-1402 (369 amino acids)
Cellular component (GO): peroxisome
Molecular function (GO): FMN binding; oxidoreductase activity
Source: RefSeq, a predicted model, not a curated record
AUCGUCCUGGCUUCCACGAUGAUUCUCAGUUACAAAUUCAUGAAUUUUGCUCAUGAUUCGUACCUUUUUUUCUCCCGUGCCCAGAUAAGACUUGGCCUUCGGCUUGGCCACCCCACAGAGAGAGAGAGAGAGAUUGUGCGUUGAAAUACUGAAGAUACGGUUCCAAGUUCUCACCUUCAAAACUGAUCCAAAAAAACUUCACGAGAACCCAACUGGUUUCCUCUCAUGCAAUCCCCUGCUUAAGCAAAGGAACCCAAGAUAUUAAGGAAAGCAUAAAUUGUUGACCGUAAAGAUGGAGAUAACCAAUGUUUCCGAGUAUGAGGCCAUUGCAAAGGCGAAGUUGCCAAAGAUGGUUUAUGACUACUACUCAUCAGGUGCAGAGGACCAGUGGACUCUUCGGGAGAACAGAAAUGCAUUCUCCAGGAUUCUGUUUCGACCUCGUAUUCUUAUUGAUGUGAGCAAGAUAGACCUGACCACUACUGUCUUGGGCUUCAAAAUAUCAAUGCCCAUUAUGAUUGCUCCAACUGCCAUGCAAAAAAUGGCACAUCCUGAAGGAGAGUAUGCAACAGCAAGAGCAGCAUCAACAGCUGGCACAAUUAUGACAUUAUCCUCAUGGGCUACCUCAAGUGUUGACGAGGUUGCUUCUACAGGGCCUGGAAUUCGCUUUUUCCAGCUUUAUGUAUACAAAGACAGGAAUGUAGUUUCACAACUUGUAAGAAGAGCUGAAAGGGCUGGUUUUAAGGCCAUUGCCCUCACUGUUGAUACUCCAAGACUGGGUCGGAGGGAAUCUGAUAUAAAAAACAGGUUCUCUUUACCACCAUUCUUGACAUUGAAGAAUUUUGAGGGAUUGGACCUUGGCAAGAUGGAUAAGACAGAUGACUCUGGACUUGCUUCAUACGUUGCUGGUCAAGUUGAUCAAUCUUUGAGCUGGAAGGAUGUGAAGUGGCUUCAGACAAUCACUUCGUUACCAAUUUUAGUGAAAGGUGUACUAACUGCAGAGGAUACGAUUUUAGCCAUACAAAAUGGAGCAGCAGGUAUCAUUGUGUCCAAUCAUGGAGCACGUCAACUUGAUUAUUCCCCUGCCACUAUCAUGGCUCUGGAGGAGGUUGUUAAAGCUGCACAAGGCCGAGUUCCUGUUUUCCUGGAUGGUGGGGUCCGGCGUGGGACAGAUGUCUUCAAAGCAUUGGCGCUUGGAGCCUCUGGAAUAUUUAUUGGAAGGCCUGUUGUCUUCGCUUUGGCUGCUGAUGGUGAGGCUGGUGUAAGAAAGGUACUCCAAAUGCUUCGCGAUGAGUUUGAGCUUACUAUGGCAUUAAGCGGAUGCCGUUCACUCCAGGAGAUCACUCGUAACCAUAUUGUUACGGAAAGGGACCAACCUCGUCCUUUCCCUACCCCAAGGUUAUAAAGAUGCCUUGAAUAUCACCGAUGGGCCAACAUAUAAGUGUGAGGUUCCAUUUACAUCAUCAAGAGCCUGCCUGUUGUUGGAAGAGCUAAUUUCAGAUUCAAUGGAUUUGAGAUAAUUUGAAGAAUAUAAGUUAGUUAUGAUGGAUGCUACUUCCUCAAGUGGCUAUCCUAGCAUUCCCUGUAUAUUCAUUUUUUUUUCAACCCAGGAUAUUUUUCUAAAUAAUAAUAGAAUAUAUCUGCGAGGCUAUCUCGAAGGACUUUGUUAUAAA